Molecule: messenger RNA, 2141 nt
Organism: Pectinophora gossypiella (pink bollworm)
Lineage: Eukaryota; Metazoa; Arthropoda; Insecta; Lepidoptera; Gelechiidae
Gene: calypso
Product: ubiquitin carboxyl-terminal hydrolase calypso
Exons: 8
Coding region: 61-1587 (508 amino acids)
Biological process (GO): protein deubiquitination; ubiquitin-dependent protein catabolic process
Cellular component (GO): cytoplasm
Molecular function (GO): cysteine-type deubiquitinase activity
Source: RefSeq, a predicted model, not a curated record
CAAAGGAAAAUAACGCGAAGCGAAGUGGGUUUUAUAUUAACUAAAGUUUAAUAACUAUCUAUGAGAAAUAUGCCGGUGGGGCUAAAUAGUCUUACAGAGGGAUGGCUAGAACUAGAAAGCGACCCAGGAUUGUUCACACUGUUAUUAGAAGACUUCGGAGUAAAAGGUGUUCAGGUUGAAGAAAUAUACGAUCUCCACAAGCCUUUAGAGAGCCCGGUAUAUGGAUUUAUUUUCUUAUUCCGUUGGAUAGAAGAGCGACGGUCUCGGCGGAAGUUCGUGGAGCAAAUAGAAAGCUUCGUUCGCGAUGAGGAGACUAUAAAUAAUAUAUUUUUUGCACAACAAAUGGUGCCGAACAGUUGUGCCACUCACGCAUUGCUGUCGAUAUUACUGAAUUGUCCUAACCUUCAUUUAGGUGAAACAUUGAGCAGACUUAAGCAUCACACAUUGGGAAUGAACCCUGAGAACAAAGGCUGGGCCAUUGGUAACACCCCUGAGCUGGCCUGUGCCCACAACUCUCACGCCAUUCCUCAGGCAAGGAAAAAGACUGACAAAAAUGCUGGAGUCUCCACAGGUCGUUUUACAGGAGAAGCUUACCAUUUUGUAAGUUUUGUGCCAAUCAAUGGGCACUUAUUUGAGUUGGAUGGGUUGAAGCCGUAUCCAACAGACCAUGGGCCCUGGGCAGCGGACGAGGACUGGACAGACAAGUUCCGCAGGGUGAUGGCUGAGAGGCUGGGCAGAGACGCUGGUGAGCAGGUGCAUGAUAUCAGGUUCAAUUUAAUGGCAGUUGUACCUGACAGAAGAAUUGCAUUAACACAAAAAUUGAAUACUCUAGAGAUGAAUCAAAAGAGAGUUAAAGAAGCUAUUUCCAAAAUUGGUAAACAUUUAAGACAUCUCCUUGCGAAAGCUAGAGAACAGACUGAACUUGGAAUAAUACCUGAAGGUAACAAUGAGAAUGAAUUAAACGAAAACAUAGUGCAGAUUAGUGAGGAUACAAUACUAACAGCACUAGAUACUUCACAAGUACAGAUGUACAAUAUAGACUACACUGACCCCAUAACCAUAGAGAUUGGAGCUCUCGACAGACCCCACCAAGAUAGUAGUAUUACUUUAGUUGACCUUGUUGAACAGGGCACACCAAUGAAAUUUAUCACAAUAAACAGAGAUAAUCAGAUAAUUGGAGAAUUAUACCCGACGUCCACAACGGCGUUGGUGAAGAGCAACGACAACCCGGUCCUAGUGUGCUGCGAGACGGAACCAGACCAGCCGUAUAAGCUAAAAAAACUACUCUUCACACAUUCGGAGCUCAACACGUUGAUGAGCUGCUUCGUCACCGAGGUGCAGACGUGCCAACAGGCCCUGAAUGAUGAGAACGAUAAGAGGGAUAUGUAUAAGGUGGACGACUGCCGGCGCACGCACAACUACGACGAGUUCAUCUGCACGUUCCUGUCGAUGCUGGCGGAGCGCGGCGCGCUGGCGGAGCUGGUGGCGGCGCAGCUGGAGCGCGGCCGCGGCCCGCGGGGGCGCCGGCGCCGGCCGCGGGCCCGGCCGCGCGCACGCCCGCGCCCGCGCCCGCGGGCCCGCAAAUGAAGACUAUACUACACUGACGACAUAGAGCCCUAAGGAGGCCGCAAACGUCCUGACGCGUGCUCUCGUGUUUCAUAGUCGCUGUAGAAAUCUACAGUAAAGGUCACGAGAAGGCAAUUUUGACACCUGGCUCAUAGUAAACGGAAGUCAUUAUGAAAAAUUACUUUAUAACUAUGACGUGGAGAAAUCCUCAAAAUGGUCUGGAUUAUUGAUUCAGUUUUAAUAUAAAAAUGGUGUAAGCCCCGCCUCCUCUAUGGUUAUGGUUUGGCUCGUAGACUGAGCUACUAGUUGAUACUUGCUGGACAGGUAUACCGGGCUAUCAUUUUCCUUCCGUCUGCUGACACAAACACUGCUGUGUUUGCAGUAAUAAACUGAAAAUUUGAAGUGUGUGAGGUGAAGUAUGUAGUUUUGAAGUUAAUAUUAUUUAACUCAAAAUAUCCAUUAUAUGAAUGUAUCUUCGCUUAUCGUUUGAUAAUUGAAGGCCAUAAAUGUACUAUUUUGUCACUAAUCAUACUCUAUGUAUGUCCGUAUUUAUUUUAAGAGGAAUAUCUUUUUUU